Messenger RNA from Oryza sativa Japonica Group (Japanese rice), 2387 nucleotides. NCBI's taxonomy places the organism in Eukaryota, Viridiplantae, Streptophyta, Magnoliopsida, Poales, Poaceae. The record is from RefSeq and is a predicted model, not a curated record.
GUUAAAGUAAAAAAGAUCACACGACACCACAGCACGCCCGGUCUCCUAAUCCUUGGGCGAUGCACAUUGAUCUGCAGGUGCAAAAUCUGUACUACUCCCACUAAAUCUAAUCUCUCCUCUGAUCCUCUCUAAUCAUUCGUUGAUUUCAUUCCCCUGUCCGGACCCCGGCCCCUCUCUCUCUUUCUCUCUCUCUCUCUCCCCUACCUAUCUUAUCUAUCAGCGUCUGUCUCAAGGAAUCCAGUUCAAUUCAACCGCAAUGUUGUACAGCUACUUAAAGGCCCAUCGCUUGUGCCAAGCCAAGCCCGGUCCCCCUUGCUCUGCCUCUGCCUCUUCUUCCUCCUCCUUGCUCUGCUUCUGCUCUCUAGCUAGCCUUCUUCCUAUUGGAAGCUUCUUCUCAAGUGAAAAUUAAGAAGCUAGUAUUGGCUGAGCUGAGCUGAGCACCCAGCCAAAGUCUUGGGCCUACUUAAUUAGUGAGGUGAAGGGGAGAUCGUCGUGUCGUCAUCCAUGGUUGCUGCCAUCUGAUGAGCGAUGAACCAGUUCGUCCCUGAUUGGAGCAACAUGGGUGACGCAUCCAGGACACUCGGCGAAGAUGACAACCUCAUUGAGCUGCUCUGGUGCAACGGCCAUGUCGUCAUGCAGAGCCAGAAUCACCACCGGAAGCUGCCGCCGAGGCCGCCGGAGAAGGCGGCGGCGGCGGCGGUGCAAGAAGACGAGGCCGGCCUGUGGUUCCCGUUCGCGCUCGCCGACUCGCUGGAGAAGGACAUCUUCUCGGACCUCUUCUACGAGGCGCCCGUCGCGGCGACGGCGGAGGCGGCGCCUGCUGGCCCGGGCGCGGGCGCCGACGGCGAAGGAAAGACUUGCAAGGGCGACGCGGCAAUGGCGGAGGAGGAGCGUGGCGGGCCGGGCGCGGCGUCCGAGGCGCCGCGCGAGCUGAUGCCGCCGCCCAAGUCGACGAACGCGUCCUGCUCGAGGCAGCAGACGAUGAGCCUGGCGGACGGCGGCGACAACGCCGGGGACCUGUCGGAGCUCGUCCGGGCGAGGAGGUCGUCCGGCGGCGCGGCUCGGCGGAAGGCGGAGGCCGGCGGCGGCGGCGGCGGCGCGUCGUCGUCGAUGCUGAGCGCGAUCGGGUCGAGCAUCUGCGGGAGCAACCAGGUGCAGGUGCAGCAGCGCACGGCGAGCGAGCCCGGGCGCCGCGGCGCGCCGCCCUCGGCGGUGGGGAGCGCGAACGCCAUCCCCUGCGGCGGGCGCGACCACGGCCACGGCCACGAGGCGACCACCGUGGCGUCGUCGUCGGGGCGGUCCAACUGCUGCUUCGGCACCACCACCACCACGGAGCCGACGAGCACCAGCAACCGGAGCAGCAAGCGCAAGCGGCUCGACACCACCGAGGACUCCGAGAGCCCCAGCGAGGACGCGGAGUCGGAGUCGGCGGCGCUGGCGCGCAAGCCGCCGGCGAAGAUGACGACGGCGCGGAGGAGCCGCGCCGCCGAGGUGCACAACCUCUCCGAGAGGAGGAGACGGGACAGGAUCAACGAGAAGAUGAGAGCCCUGCAGGAGCUCAUACCACACUGCAACAAGACUGACAAGGCGUCGAUGCUGGACGAGGCGAUCGAGUACCUCAAGUCUCUGCAGCUGCAGCUGCAGGUUGUCAAGAUGAUGUGGAUGGGGAGCGGGAUGGCGCCGCCGGUGAUGUUCCCGGGGGUGCACCAGUAUCUGCCGAGGAUGGGCGUCGGGAUGGGGGCGGCGGCGGCGGCGAUGCCGAGGAUGCCGUUCAUGGCGGCGCCGCAGCCGGUGGUGCCCACACCGCCGGUGAACCACCUUGACCUGGGCGUCAACCACCUGCAGCCGCCGCCGACCCAGCUUUAUUUGCAGGGAGUGGGGUAUUAUCCGUUGGGGGCCAAGGCCGUGCAGCAGCAGCAAAAUCCACCACUUCACGUGCCAAAUGGAAGCAUUAUGCCUCCUCCUGAAAAUGCACCCAACACAGGAUCAGGAUAAUUAACAAAAAAGAGUGAGAGCAAAGAGGAAGAAAACAUUCAUGGUUGCAUUGAUCCUGAAUGAGUAUAUAUGGCAAUAAAGGUAACUGAGCUGCACAGCAGGACGGAGCAGAGGAAUUUGACAGGGGGACGAUUUCUUUAGCUUUUUCCCCUCUUUGGGAAGCCAGGAACUAGCUGUGAUGUGCAGAAGAUGUUAGCAAAAUCUCUUGAAGAUCUCUAACUGAUUGUAAUUAGGGGUAUGAUGGCAUGUUCAAAGCAUAAGGCUGGUCUGGUCUUUUGUACCAUUGGAAUUAACAUUAGAGACAGAAAUUGUGCCAUACAUUUGGAACAAGAGUAGUUAGUAUAAAUUGACACACUUCUUUUCAAAAAGUACAAGUUGACACACUUUCUUUC